Messenger RNA from Meloidogyne enterolobii, 650 nucleotides. The record is from the annotation of a GenBank genome assembly. Lineage: Eukaryota; Metazoa; Nematoda; Chromadorea; Rhabditida; Meloidogynidae.
UUUUUUAUUUGGGUAUUUUAAAUAUUUUUAUAAGUUUUUUUAAAAAUUUUUCUAAUUUUUUGAUGUCUAAUUCUGUUUUGCCUUCCUCUCCUGUAUUUUUUGGUGUAGCAACAAAGUUGGAACCUGAUGAUAUUUACAAACUUGAACGUCAAUAUUUACCUUUAGGUAAAGUUGGUGGAUUUCCUGCGUGGCUAAAUCCAGUGACAAUUCCUCAAAGUGAAGAUUUGGAAUGUUUGGUAUGCCACUCACCCAUGGCUUUUUUAUUACAAAUAUAUUGCACAAAUUCAUCAGAACCUUCACAUGCCUUUCAUCGUGUUCUUUAUUUAUUUGCUUGUCGAAAAGGAUGUGCAAAUCCAAAUGAUUCUUCUAAUUUUUCUGUUUUUCGUUGUCAAUUACCCCGAGACAAUCAAUUUUAUAGUUUUGAUGGGCCAACACCUUUACCUUCCACUUCUUCAGCUUCUUUUGACCCUUUUUUUAAUUCUGAAACUUUUCCUAAGCUUUGUGUUGUUUGUGGAUGCCGGGCUGGGAAGAGAUGCUCUAAAUGUUCAAAAAGAAUGUAUUGUUCGAGGAAUCAUCAAAUAAUUGAUUGGCAAACAGGCCAUAGAGAAGAAUGUGGUGCAGAUGAGAAAGGCAAUUUUUAUAUUUUUUAA